Molecule: messenger RNA, 1697 nt
Organism: Salvia splendens (bonfire salvia)
Lineage: Eukaryota; Viridiplantae; Streptophyta; Magnoliopsida; Lamiales; Lamiaceae
Exons: 4
Coding region: 351-1499 (382 amino acids)
Source: RefSeq, a predicted model, not a curated record
AAAGUAAAUUAAAAAUUGAAACACAAAUUUUGAUAUCUAUCUCAAUGAAUCAGAUUUCUCUCAUCGUCAUCAUCGUCAUCACCAAACAUUAUAUUAUAAUAGUAAUUGAAUACUGCAGCGGCGGUGUGAAAGGGAUCAUACAUACGCGCAUGAGUAUUAAUUGUGUGGAUAUGUAUACGAGUUAUGGCGGAAAAUGUUGUGGUACAAUUCGAUUCGUCCAACGAUCAGAGGCCAAUGCGGCGGAACCGGAUUGGUGGAAUCUGCAGCAGGUGCUGCUGCAGAGCCAUUGUAAAACACUCAUAAACCAAUAAGCCAAAAAGCUGCUUGGAUGGAAAAGAGCAUGAAAGCUAAUGAAAACUGAGACAAUGAGGGGGGAAGGUGCUUACAUUCGAAACCUUGUUAAACAGUUAUCAUCCUCUUCCUCUUCAAGAACCAAAGAAUCAUCCAAUUCCAGCUUAGAGGGAGAAGGAGAUGGGAAUUCGAGCAACGGAAGCUUGUUUGGAAUUAAUUGUAAUGGAUUUUCUGAUCAGAAACAAGAAAAAUCCCCUCCGCCGCCUCAACUACGCAAAAAGAGAGUAAGGAGACGGCUGCAUACCAGCAGACCUUACCAAGAAAGGCUGCUAAAUAUGGCUGAAGCACGGCGAGAAAUCGUCACUGCCCUUAAGUUUCAUAGAUCAGCUAUGAAACUAGCCAGUGAAAAACAGCAGCUGCAUCAGCAAAUGGAAGUAAGGUCUGAAACUCAGCUCUUUGAGUCUUCAUCUCAUCAAUUUUCUUUAGAACAUGAAGACAAAUUGAAGUGCAGGAGAAAUCCAAGAGUUUAUGCUUCAAAUUCCUUAAUUCCUGAUAGAUUCCCGGGUAGUUAUCUUGAUAAUUUCUCCCAUCCACCGAGAUUUUCUUCUCCUUAUUCUUGGUCCGUUUCUCCUAUUCCACCACCACCACUUGUCCAAGAAAAUUUCAACUUCACACUGCCCCAAACACUUGGCCUCAAUCUUAAUCUUCAAGGAUUUAACAACUUGGACUCCACUUUCCACUGCAGUACAAAUCAUUCAUUAAUUUACUCAUCCUCAUCAACCUCUUCCUCUUCCCCUUCCCCUUCCCCUUCAGCCACCACCGAGGAGAUUCAAUGCAUGGAACCACCAGCUUCAGUGGCAGAGUUUGAAGAUUCUGGGUUGCAUCCAGUGAUGGAUGAUGAGGAGAUUGCUGAGAUCAGGUCAAUUGGGGACCAAUACCAGAUGGAAUGGGAUGAUACUUUGAAUUUGGUGAAUUCAGCUUGGUGGUUCAAAUUCUUGAAGGAAAUGGAAAUCACACCUGAGAAUCAGAGCGGUCAGGAUUUCGUGAACUACCCAUUUGAUGAAGUCAUGGAGUUCCCAGCCUGGCUCAAUACGAAUGAGCAUGGCAAUGAUUUUUGCUCGGACAAUUACUUUGACGAUCCUGCUUUGCCGUGCAUGGAUAUUGAAAAAAUUGAAGGGAUGGAUGGUGACUGGUUACCCUCUGCCUGAGAAAGAUUGAUUGUUUGUUUUUUCGCAUAAUAAUCAAAUCGCCUGUAACCGUUCGUCUUCCUGCCGAUCACUUGAGCACCCCCGGAACCUAUAUUAUCUAUUUCUAAAUAUUGCGAAUAAGACUUUUCAGGCAACCGAAUUUUGUUGAUUGAAGUUGUAUUUUAUAUAUAUAAUAUAUACGUAUUCUGUUUCCUGUAA